UGAAAUUUGUUCUACGUGUCAGUUGGCCAGCUUAGCUGUGUUGUGCACUUUUUUGGGGUUGUGGUGGUUGGUGGUUGGACCACCACUUCAUUAUUACUACUAUCCCGGAGAAGUAAACAACUUAAUUCCUUCACAAUUUCCUUACUUCCAACAAUUCGAGAACUACUAUAGGCCUCCAAUGGACAGUCCUGAAGAGUUCAUGUUUCCUCCAUCGCCCAACAGUAUUCAGAGUGACAGUGACAAUUCUUUGUCAAGCGUAGAAAUAUCACCAAGACCCAUCGAAGUGAAAAAACCGGUGCCCAAACUGCAAGAAAAGAUCGAAUCGAGAUGCUGCUGGAAGAACUGCGGAAUAGCAUUUCAAAGUUUGGAUGAACUAGCAGCACAUGUUUCAAAGGUUCACGCGGUUGGUGGUCCAGGAGGACUGUUUUAUUGCGGUUGGGAAGGAUGCACCAGAGACAACAAAGGCUUUAACGCAAGAUAUAAGAUGUUGGUACAUGUGAGGACGCACACUAAUGAGAAGCCCCACAAAUGUAACAUUUGCGAAAAGUCAUUUUCCCGCGCCGAAAACCUGAAGAUCCAUUUGAGAUCGCAUAGUGGCGAGAAGCCCUACGUUUGUACGGUACCUGGAUGUAACAAAGCAUAUUCGAACUCCAGCGACAGAUUUAAGCACACCAGAACGCACCAGGUGGACAAACCUUACCAGUGCAAAGUGCCAGGCUGCCCCAAAAGGUACACGGACCCAAGCAGUUUACGAAAACAUGUCAAAACAUACAAACACUUCGUAAAUGAAAAACAGCAAACGGCUGCGGUGCCGGUGGAAGUUCAAAAGGCAGAAGAAAGGUUGUCCCCCAAAUCGAUAGAAGCGGACGAAAACGAAUUGCAUCCCUCCAAAUGCAGCCGUGACAUGUGCUAUAAUAUAAAUCAGACAAAAGACUUUUUAAGUUUAGACAAUAUCUUAAAUUUAAAGAAAGAAGAGAAAGUCAUAAAAUGGAACAGAACUUGCUUCUUUCCGUCCCCAUAUGAAGAUCCUCGAAAUCAUGCCAUGGAUAUAGAUCUGCCGUUGGAUCUCAGUAUUCAUCGGCAGAGAGUUUAAUAUUUAUCAGUAUUAUUUUUGUGUGUUGUAUUUUUGAGUUGUAUUUUUUAAGUAUAGCAAUACUGAUUUGUGAUA
Molecule: messenger RNA, 1168 nt
Organism: Aethina tumida (small hive beetle)
Lineage: Eukaryota; Metazoa; Arthropoda; Insecta; Coleoptera; Nitidulidae
Product: zinc finger protein GLIS2 homolog
Exons: 4
Coding region: 179-1093 (304 amino acids)
Biological process (GO): regulation of transcription by RNA polymerase II
Cellular component (GO): nucleus
Molecular function (GO): DNA-binding transcription factor activity, RNA polymerase II-specific; RNA polymerase II cis-regulatory region sequence-specific DNA binding
Source: RefSeq, a predicted model, not a curated record